Molecule: messenger RNA, 970 nt
Organism: Otolemur garnettii (small-eared galago)
Lineage: Eukaryota; Metazoa; Chordata; Mammalia; Primates; Galagidae
Product: olfactory receptor 7A10-like
Exons: 1
Coding region: 107-970 (287 amino acids)
Biological process (GO): G protein-coupled receptor signaling pathway
Cellular component (GO): membrane
Molecular function (GO): olfactory receptor activity; G protein-coupled receptor activity
Source: RefSeq, a predicted model, not a curated record
ACAAUCAGAUGGAACCAAAAAUGAUACAUGCAUUUCAGAAUUUCUUCUUCUGGGAUUUUCAGAACAACACAAAUUACAGCCAGUCCUCUUUGGGCUGUUCCUGUCCAUGUACCUGAUCACUGUGCUCGGGAACUUGCUCAUCAUCCUGGCCACAAUCUCAGACUCCCAUCUGCACACCCCCAUGUACUUCUUCCUCUCCAAUCUGUCCUUUUCUGACAUCUGUUUUGUCUCUACCACUGUCCCAAAGAUGCUGGUGAACAUCCAGACACAGAGCAAAGUCAUACCCUAUGCAGGCUGCAUCAUCCAGAUGCACUUUUUCUUAUUCUUUGUAGGAUUAGAAAACUUCCUCCUGACCAUUAUGGCCUAUGACCGGUUCGUGGCCAUCUGUCAACCCCUGCACUACACAGUUAUCAUGAACUCUAGGCUCUGUGCACUGCUGGUUUUGGCAUCCUGGAUCAUAAGUGCCCUGAAUGCCUUGUUACAAAGCUUAAUGGUGUCGCAGCUGACCUUCUGUACAGAGUUGGAAAUCCCCCACAUUUUUUGUGAACUUAAUCAAAUAAUCCGUCUUGCCUAUUCUGAUACCUUUCUUAAUGACAUGGUGAUGUAUUUGGCAGUUAUGCUUCUGGGUGGGGGAUGCCUUACUGGGAUCCUUUACUCUUACUCUAAGAUAGUUUCCUCCAUACGUGCAAUCUCAUCUGCUCAGGGGAAGUAUAAAGCAUUUUCCACCUGCGCAUCUCACCUCUCAGUUGUCUCCUUGUUUUAUGGUACAUGCCUAGGGGUGUACCUCAGUUCUGCUGCCACCCACAACUCACACUCCAGUACAGCAGCCUCAGUGAUGUACACAGUGGUCACCCCCAUGCUGAACCCCUUCAUCUACAGUCUGAGGAAUAAAGACAUAAAGAAGGCUCUGAAAAGAUUCUUUGAGGGAAGCAAUAAAUGUUCAUUUUUCAAAGAAGUGCCUGUGAUUUAA